AUGUCGACCUCCAACGUCUUGGACAUGCCGGCCAUGGAGCCGCCGCCUGGUGUUGUCCCGAAUUUCGAUAACCCAUCCAACCAAAAUACCAUGGCGCUGGCCAUCAUGUCCUUGUGUCUUACCGUCACAACUGUUACUGUUUCGCUCCGUUUCUACUCGAGAUGGGCCGUGUUGGGCAUGCUUCAAUUGCAGGAUUAUCUGCUGCUGGUAACGUUCGGGAUCUAUGUCGCUAUCCUGGGCAUCUAUUACGGCCUCACGCACAGUCCUGGGUGGUUCGUCCACAUGUGGGACCUGAGGGCCCGGGACUUCGUAGAGUUCAUGCGUAUUAUUGUUAUCACGACAUAUAUGUUGUUAUUCGCGUUGAUGCCUAUAAAGACGGCCAUUUUGGUCGAAUGGAUAUCCAUCUUCCUUCCCGAUACCGGCAACCGGCGGCGGAACGCCUUCUUCUGGAUAUGCCACUUUAUCAUUUGGGCCAACAUCAUCUACUGCGUUGUCACAAUCAUAGUAUACAGUCUUUCGUGCGUGCCCUUCGAAUACCUAUGGAACCGUACUAUCGAAAAUGGCUAUUGUCGCAUGAACACCGCCUACACCAGUUUAUGGUCCGCAUGUUUCCUGUUCUUGACCGAUAUAAUCAUCCUGAUCAUCCCACAACGCGUCAUCUGGAAGCUCAAUAUGUCCCGGAGCCGCAAACUUGGUGUCUCGGUUGUGUUUACUUUUGGCAUGGCCGCUUGUGCUGCCUCUGUCGUGCGCCUCUACUAUGGAAUCACGCGCAUCGUAAACGCCGACGCUACCUACCACCUCUCAUCUCUGCUCCUGACGGGCGUCUGCGAGUCCACCUGUACCAUACUGGUCUUAUGUAUACCUGCCGUGCCCAAGGCCCUCCACGGGCUCAAAUCUUCUGCCAUCCUAUCGUCAAUCCCCUCGUGGUGCAGUCUGGUUUCGUUCAUUCAUCGUGGCCCCUCGCACAAAUCUGUUAAGAAGGCUCAUGUCGGUACCGCUACUACCAACUGGCCCCACGAGGUCAGGGGAGGAAAUCACAAGCACUGGCAAAUUGGUUCCAGCUCAGAGCGCCACCUCGUACCUCUAGGGCAACUGCCUGGGAACAAGCGAUUUGAUCCAGAGCUUGGAAUUACAAUACUUCGCAGAACAGAGUUCGAAGCCAAUGCCUCCUAUGAGCAUGAACAACCUGGAUUCGCGGAGCAGCAUAGUCGCCAGCACCCAUGGAUAUGA
Molecule: messenger RNA, 1230 nt
Organism: Diaporthe amygdali
Lineage: Eukaryota; Fungi; Ascomycota; Sordariomycetes; Diaporthales; Diaporthaceae
Exons: 2
Coding region: 1-1230 (409 amino acids)
Source: RefSeq, a predicted model, not a curated record